UCUAUCUGAUAGUUUUUUUUUUUGUAUCUCAUGGAGUUGACGAACCAAAGUCAAAUAUUACAGUACAAUUGUUUAGUGAUUUUUCAAAUAUUUCACAACUCAUUAGGACUUUUUCCAGUGAUUCAACCAAUUGAAUAAAUGAAGAAAUAAAAGUGAAGUGCUAUCCUAAAACAAUAAUUUUAACAAUAAAUUUAAUAAUAUUUUGCCAAGUAAAAAGUUGAAUAAAGUCAAUUAAUAAAUAAAUGAGUGAUAAUAAAAUAAUAAUAAUAAUUACCAUAAAAUAGAGAAGAGGAAGGAAGGAAGGAAGGAAGAACAAUAGAUGAAUUAAAAUAAUAGCGAAAUUUUGUAAUAAAACCUUGGAACAAAAUUCCUGUCCUUGUACUACUUAAGAAGAAGCCAUCAAGAACAACAAACGGACUACAGGAAGAUUUAUUGUCUACUUUACUUUCGAUGAAUGGAAUGAAUUAUUCAUGUUCAACAACCGGCAUUCACUGUCAGCCAUCUUGUCGUUGUUCUCUGUAGUUAAAACAGAUUACUAGAAGUCUUUUAUCAUCAAUUAACGAUUGUAGUGAUUCAUUUUAUCAACAGUCGUACACAAAGAGUGAUAAUUCCCAAUAUGAAUUUACUGGUUUUAAUCCCACUCUUUCUUGUAUCCAUCAAAGCUGCUCCAUACUCCGACAAUUCAGUAAUUGCCAGAUACUCACCAGACAGCUUUUCUAAUGAUAUUAAUCAUGUAGAAGAGUCUGAAAAAGUAGAUAACACCAAAGAUGAUAAGAAUCAAGAGAAUACAACAUCAAAAUCCUCAGACAUGCAGAUUCAAAAUACAUCUAAAGUGAACAAAAAUCGAUGGCAUAAAAGUUUCUCUUGGAAUAAAUCUUAUAUUCCUUCAACUAACAAAUAUCCUUCAGUAUCACGUAAUGAAAAUUACAUGAAUUUUAUAGGAGAAAAACGUCCAGGAAAUCGCAAAAAUCAUCAAGAUAGCAAAAUUUUUUAUGUUCGUUUACCACCAGCACCAUACUUUUAUGUACCAGGUCUGGGUUAUAUUUCUAAUCCUCCCAAGUUUUCAACAUCGAGUUUGAAACCUUAUCAACCUCAUUCACACCAUACAAAUUCUAUCAUUAGAUUACCAAUUGAUUUUGUAAGUAAUGGCAAACCUACUUCAGUAUACCAAUGGAAUAAAAAUAAAAAUCAUAAACCGGCCAAGAAGCCAAUCAAUUCAAUAAGUAAACUAAAAAAAGGACCGUAUAUAUUCAAUGGGAAACCCACCAGUCUUUACUUACUUAGUCCUAAUGGACAAACAAGUCUACAUCAGCCUAUCAAAUAUGCUGAUAUUCAAGAAAAUAAUAUCUAUUGAUAGACCUAUUUUAAGUCAACAUCAAAUAUCUAAGUGAAAAAAUUAAUUAUUAUUCAAGACUAAGUGAUGAUAUUUUUUUAUUUUGAUUAUCAGUUUUCUUCAGGAAUGACUUUUUUAUACAUAUUAAUCUAAACAAGUUACUUUUUAAAAACCUUAGUGAAAUUAUCGCUGAAAGUUUAAUGAAUAUGCGUGACCAUGACCGUGUGGUGGUCUUUUUCAGUGAAAAUAUAUGGUGUGAUUCCUGACGACCUUGAGAUGUAAAACACACACACACAUAUGCAAGUCAUGUAUUUUCAUAUUCAGGUGCUUUAUUUUAUUGAUAACGCGAUAUAAUAUUAUUAUAUAGUCUAUUUAUAUAGUGCCUUAUAUUCUAUGCUCACUAUCAUUAUUAUAAUAAGUAAUGAUGAUGAUGAUGAUGAUGAUGAAUUUAUUUUUCUAAUUAUAUAUAAGUUAUAGUGAUUGACUAGAGAAAUGUCAAAAAGUCAAUUAUUGUGAGAAAUAACUUAGAGAAUACUUUUUUUACAAUUUUUCAUGUAAUGAUAAUAAUAAAGUAAUUAAUAAUUAUUGAAGAACCAAAUAAGAACAAUGAGAAUUUAUAUAGGAAUUUCAUUUGACCGCUAUUAUCAAUAAUUAAAUGUAAAUAUUGAAUGAAAUUCUAAUGUAAGUUCUAAAGAAAUACUUAAAGGUAAAUUAUUUGCAAGAAUACUUGAGUAUUAAAUGACAAUGGGUGCUUGGAUUGACUGAGCUUACAUUGAGUAAGAAUAAUCCAAGUGAAUGAAGUUUGAUAAAGAACACACAUCAAGUCGGUGAUUCUAAUUAUAAUGUUGAAAACAUGCAAUAACAGUCAUUAUCGUAAUUCAUUCAACACCUUAAUGAUGAGUAAUUAUAUAAUAAACACUGCUCUGUCUACG
This is a messenger RNA of Chelonus insularis, 2265 nucleotides long. RefSeq lists its product as uncharacterized. The transcript has 3 exons. Bases 617 to 1354 code for a protein of 245 amino acids. The record is from RefSeq and is a predicted model, not a curated record. NCBI's taxonomy places the organism in Eukaryota, Metazoa, Arthropoda, Insecta, Hymenoptera, Braconidae.